GCGACUGCAUAAAACAGCCCCCCUCUCCUCUCCUGCUUCUUUCUCUGUCUCUCACACAAACGCACCCAGUGCUCUCGCCUCAUCCUCAUUCUCUUCUAUUAUUCUUCUGGUGCUAUUAGGUUGAAACCAUGGAAGACUACCACAAACCAGACCAGCAGACUGUGCAGGCUCUGAGGAACAUUGCCAACCGCCUUAGAAUCAACUCUAUCAAAUCCACCACUGCGGCAGGCAAUGGGCAUCCAACAUCAUGUUGCAGCGUGGCAGAAAUCAUGUCUGUGCUUUUCUUCCACACCAUGAAGUACAGGCCAGAUGACCCCAAGAACCCCAACAAUGACCGCUUCAUCCUAUCCAAGGGUCAUGCGGCCCCUGUCCUCUACUCGGUGUGGCUGGAAAUUGGUUUCCUGAAAGAGUCUGAACUCAUGAGCAUGUGUCAGGUGGAUUCAAUGCUGGAGGGACACCCCACACCUAAGCAGCAGUUUGUGGAUGUGGCCACUGGCUCCCUGGGGCAGGGUUUGGGCGUAGCCUGUGGAAUUGCCUAUACAGCUAAAUACUUUGAUAAAUCCAGUUACCAUGUGUACUGCCUGCUGGGGGAUGGAGAGAUGUCAGAGGGGGCUGUAUGGGAGGCCAUGGCUUUUGCAUCCUACUACCAGCUCAAUAAUCUGUUGGCCAUACUAGAUAUCAACCGCCUGGGACAGAGCGAACCAGCACCCCUCCAGCACCAUGUGGAGAAGUAUCAAAGACGCUGUGAAGCCUUUGGUUGGCAUGCUAUCAUUGUGGAUGGCCACAGUGUGGAAGAGCUGUGUAAAGCCUUGAGCCAACCACGCCACCAACCAACUGCCAUUAUUGCUAAGACCAUCAAGGGCAAAGGCAUUCCUGUGGCAGAAGAUAAGAUGGGAUGGCAUGGCAAGGUUCUGCCGAAGGACAUGGCAGAGAGUGUGAUGAAAGACUUGCAGAGCCGCAUCCUCAACAGUAACAAGCGCAUGUACCCGGCUUCACCUGUUGAGGAUGCUCCCCCUGUGAGCCUUCGCAAUGUUCGCAUGCCCAGCGCCCCCAACUAUAAAUCUGGAGAGAAGAUUGCCACGUGUAAGGCAUACGGAAUGGCAGUGGCCAAACUGGGACGUUACAAUGAGCGUGUCGUGGCUAUGGAUGUCGACACCAAAAAUUUCACCUACUCUGAAAUCUUUAAAAAUGAGCAUCCCAACCGCUUCAUUGAGUGCUACAGUGCAGAGCAGAACAUGGUCAAUGUUGCCACAGGCUGUGCCACACGUGAACGAAACAUUGUGUUUGCCAGCAGCUUGGCAACCUUCUUCACCCGCGCCUACGACCAGCUCCGCAUGGCAGCUCUUUCUGAGAGCAACAUAAAUCUCUGCGGUUCCCACUGUGGCUUAUCAGUUGGAGAGCAUGGACCAGCACACAUGGGGCUGGAGGACAUGGCUAUUUUUAGAGCCAUCCCCACUGCCACCAUUUUCUACCCCAGUGAUGGCGUGUCUGCUGAAAAGGCUGUGGAGCUUGCAGCCAAUACAAAGGGUGUUUGCUACAUCAGGACCACUCGUCCAGAAACUGCAAUAAUUUACAACAGCAAUGAGGACUUCCAUGUUGGCCAAGCCAAGGUGGUGUGCCAGAGUAAGGAAGAUCAGGUUACCGUGAUUGGAGCAGGAAUGACUCUUCAUGAAGCUCUGGCUGCUGCUGAGCAGCUUAAGAAAGAGAGGAUCUACAUCAGAGUGAUCGACCCCUUCACAAUCAAACCCCUGGAUGCCAAAACCAUCAUCGAACAUGUGCGUGCCACCAGGGGUCGAGUCAUCACGGUUGAGGAUCACUAUUACGAGGGUGGCCUGGGGGAGGCGGUGUGCUCUGCUGUUGUGAAUGAGCCUGGCUUCACUUUGCAGCGUCUGGCUGUCACUCAUGUUCCCCGCAGCGGCAAAAUGUCCGACCUGCUCAAAAUGUACGGCAUUGAACGCGACUCCAUCGCGCAGAUGGUCAGGAAGAUGCUCAGCAGCUCGGCCAAUGCCAAGUGAACCUGUUCACUUUGCCCCGCCCACUCCACCCAAAUCAGCCAAUCAAAUAACCAGCCCUACAAGCACAGUCACAUGACUCCUCCUCAGAUUGUGACUCCUCCCACCACCUUGUUCACUGUGAAUGACCCUUGUGUGAGUAAAAUAAUAUGAGAUAAUUGGUGUAACUGGCUGAAGUAAUGUUCACAUUUAGUUUUUUUUCCCCUUGCAAAUAAAUACAAAUGCACACAUGAGCCAUUUUCUAACUCUGUCACUGACAGGCUAAAGUCAACAUGAAAUGGUAUUCACAGCCUAUUUUACUUCCGUAAUGUGACAUAUUUAGAGUGAAAUAACAUAUUCCAGGAGAAAAACUGUGAAGGACUGCUUCCUUCAUGAAAUACUGCUGGCUCGUUGAUUGAAAUUUAAGCGGCCAUGAUGACAUCAGCUGAAAAGGAAAGUGGUUUACGAAAGUAAAUUACGCAGACAAGCAUAUUUGUUUCUUAGAAAUAAUGAGCACAGAUGAAUCACAAUAAGACCAGGAAUGUGUGUUACAAAAUUAAAUAGGGUCAGUUUUUGAUUCCAUGUUGACUUUAAACUCAAAGUUGAAAAGGUCAGCGGCGCUAAAAAUGGCUGUCAUUUUAUGACAUCACUUCAGAAAUCUUUAAUAUGGUGUAUCAAGUGAUGCUCGUGUGUUUUUAACUAUGCUAUUUGAUAAGAACCAAUAAUAAAACUGUUUGCAAUGUUAUAUUUUAAUACUUUUUAUAUUGUUGUGGUGUAGCUACAAAAAUGGGGCGGGGCUGGAUUCUAUGGGAACAACAUAAUAUAAGUGUGCAAAAAAAAAAAUUGACGUUACUUUAGUAGAGUGUAGUCCAAUGAGAAAUCAAAAAUAAGAAAGAAAAGAUAAUCAAAUGAGAAUGUCUGUAGGGUGGUUGAAUUCAAAGUGUUCAGUCAAGUAGUUAAUGGUUGUCUUCUGUGAAACAGUUUGUAGUAUGGUGUUUAAAAAGAUGGCGUAGACUUUUGUGGUGUUGUGAUCAUGAAACAUGGUUGAGAUGAGACAUGAUUGGACGCCAACAGAUGGAAACUGGAACAUGCUGUUACAUAUGAACUGUGAAUCUGCAACAAACACUUCCUCAGUUAUUUUUCUAUGUAUCUCAACAAGUCAUUGAUUAAAACCCUCUACAUUUGAGUU
Molecule: messenger RNA, 3180 nt
Organism: Myxocyprinus asiaticus (Chinese sucker)
Lineage: Eukaryota; Metazoa; Chordata; Actinopteri; Cypriniformes; Catostomidae
Product: transketolase-like
Exons: 14
Coding region: 129-2015 (628 amino acids)
Biological process (GO): pentose-phosphate shunt, non-oxidative branch; ribose phosphate biosynthetic process
Cellular component (GO): extracellular exosome; endoplasmic reticulum membrane
Molecular function (GO): transketolase activity; thiamine pyrophosphate binding
Source: RefSeq, a predicted model, not a curated record